Messenger RNA from Polyodon spathula (Mississippi paddlefish), 1465 nucleotides. RefSeq names its product inhibin beta E chain-like. The record is from RefSeq and is a predicted model, not a curated record. Gene Ontology annotation, molecular function: growth factor activity; cytokine activity. NCBI's taxonomy places the organism in Eukaryota, Metazoa, Chordata, Actinopteri, Acipenseriformes, Polyodontidae. Gene Ontology annotation, biological process: SMAD protein signal transduction; BMP signaling pathway. Gene Ontology annotation, cellular component: extracellular region. The transcript is spliced from 5 exons. The coding region runs from base 74 to 562 and encodes 162 amino acids.
GUGAGGUGGUUGAGGAAGUUGGAGGUUUGUAGGAGGAAGCUGCAAAGAACAGCUGCUGCAGGAUGUCAAAAAGAUGCUUCUGGAUGCUUUAAACCUGAAGCAGGCCCCCCACAUCAAUAUAGAAGGCAUGAGCCAGAUCACGGCUGCUUUGAGGAAAGAACUGAAGGGUAUUUCACAGAAUUCAAAUCUGUCCUCUGUGGAAAAGACAGACCCAGGGUUUUUGAACACGACAGCAGAGAACAACACACAGAGAGAAAAGACAGAGCCUCACUGCUGCCAGAUCACAUCACAAAUCUUUAUCACAGAUCUGGGUUGGGAGUCAUGGAUUGUUUAUCCAGAGAGCUUCAGCUACACUCAAUGUGAGUCCUGCAGCCACGGCAGAAGUAGGACCUGGCAACACUGCAGGCAGGGAGGCCCCUCGGCCGAACACCACGACCCAAAGGUUAAGUGCUGCUUGGCUGUGGAACACCUCUGGCUCCGCUUUGUCUACACUGAUGAAGACUCUAAUCUGGUGGCCAGCAAUGUACCCCUAACACAGAUGUGUGGCUGCCAGCUAGACUGAGAUGCAGAGUAGAAGAAUCAAAGCAGCCCCUGUUAACCCUACUGAAUCCUUACUGCAUUGUUCCCACCAGUUAUCUUUUUUUUUUAAAGUCAGUACAGUGUCUGAGUAUGUGAUUGUCUGUGUGCUUUGGAAGCCCGUCCUAAUUAUUUUUUUAAAUAUUAUUUUCAAAGACUCUUGAGGUGAAUGUUGUCCUCGCUCCAACGGCAAUGAAGAAAGGGUUUUUCGCAAAUAUCUGGUAACAAGGGGUUGUAAUACAAAUCGCAAAUUUGAAACAAUUAAAACAUUAGAAGGCGUAGGUCUUCACAAAGUCUCUGAACCAAAAUAUGUUUAUGACAUUUUGAUACGCAGUAUAUCACAAAAUGAAGCUUUCAGACAUCAUGGUCAAGCUGCAUACGUUAUACUAGUUUAGAGAUGUAGGGCUGUAUAUAUAAACUUGUUUGUAUCAUGGAGUUUUUGAGGUGAAAUUGUCAUGCUAUUAUUUAGUUUUUAUCUUACCUGUGAUGUAUAAACCUGUCUUGCUUCGUUAGCGGCCACAGUAAGAAGUUGUAAAGGAAUACUAAACAACAAUAUGGAGCUUCAUCAUACACAGCUUGCUUUGUUAGUAUAUAUUGGGUGAGGUUUUCAAAUUCCAUGGGGUACAUUUUUUGGUGCUUGGGCCUUUUGAUGAGAUCAUCAUUCCAGUACAGCCUAAAAAACCCUACCAUGUUUGAUCAGAAAUGAAAAUCUCAACAUCUGUUUAAUAUUGACAUCUGUUUAAUAGAGGCUAUUAUAAUGAGUGAGAUGGCCAUAUGUAUUAUGGUGUGUGUGUGUGUGUGUGUGUGUGUGUGUGUGUGUGUGUGUGUGUGUGUGUGUGUGUGUGUAGCACAUUUAUAUCAAACUACUCCUUAAAAUAAUUUACAAUGA